CCGGCGGAGGGGCGGGAUAUACGGGCGGACGCGGCGGUGAUUGGCUGGCGGGGAGCAGGCGGAAGUGGCGGCGCGGGAGGUGUUGGGAAGAUGGAGAAGACUUUGAACAGAAUUCAUCCAGUUUCUGAUCCAGAAGCAACCUAUUUUCUACAGGUGUCAUGGGAAAAGGAUUUAGGCACUGGCUUUGGUUUACUUCUUAGUGAUUGUCAGUGUGUCUGGACUGGGACAGUGUCUGAAUCAGACAUUUCUACAGAGGCUGCUGACAUAGAAAUGGACAGAGAGAAAUAUGUGGGAGAGCUGAGGAAAGCACUGAUAGCUGGAGAAGAGUCAGCUGGCAAAUACAACUUUGUGAUCUCAAGAGAUGAGCAGAAUAAGGUCUGUCACUUCUCCUAUGAAAGGAACCUGAAAGACGGCUCUUUCAGACUCGGAUCUCUGAAGCUGCAGGAAGUCCCAAACCCAGCAGAGGUGAUGAAGGAACUCAUUGGUUACUGCCUGGACAGCCUGGGAAAGCUGCAGGCCAAAACUGAGGAUCUGCAGAGGGAAAAUGAAAGGCUUUUCAGCAACUGGAGUGACGUGGAGAAGAGGCUGGAAAAAUGCGUGGAAGCUAAAGAGGAUCUGGAGGCAGACCUUUACAGCAGGUUUGUUUUGGUGCUGAACGAAAAGAAGGCAAAGAUAAGAAACUUGCAGAAGUUGUUGAGUGAAGCUAAAGAAUCUGCAGUGGAUGCCAAAUGCUCAAGGGAUAGUAUAGCUACUACUCAGAUGGUUGUAAAGAAAGAAAACAACUAUGAUGCCAGCACUGAUGAGGAAAGUGAAAAUCCAGCACGGGCCUCGCUGCCAUCAGCUCUGGAACGAAGGGACUCCUCCCUGCUGGGCAGCCCAGACAUCGUGGACCCAGCUCCCAGGAGAAAACGAAGACAAAGGACAGCAAAACCUGCAGGCACAGGAGCUAAAGUGGCUAAUUACGAGGCAGAGCAGCCAGCCCAGGAAAAGUAAGCAGGUUUUAAAUGUACUGAAAUGUUUUUAUGCUCACAGACCUCGUGGGACUCCAAACCCAGCUUGGUAUGGACAACCCCUGGUUGAGGAGGUUCCAACCUCACCACCCUGAGAUUCUGCCUUUGGGAUUAGUGCAAAGAAAUUACGUCUCAAUUCCAUCUUUAAUACAUUUUUUUCCCUGAACAUGAAGUCUCCAGGCAGAAAAAACAGUCUGCUCUUACAACACAAAGUAUUUUCCUUGUGUCCAUUUCAACUUCUGGAAGUGUUUCCACAUUUUCUGGGAGUUGCUUAUAGCUGUGCAUAAAGUUCCCUCAGAGCUCUGAUGGCCUUGGUAGUGUUUCUUAGAAAACCAGGUUUUUUUCCCUAAAUAUAUGGCAAAUUACAUUUGAAAAUACAUAUUUUGCAUGUAAAUAUCCUGGAUUCCAUGGAUUGUUAACUCUUUAAACAGCCAUGGACACAAGUAGAUUACAAAGACAUUUCCCAUGAUUAGCAAAGAUUUCUGUUUAAAUCAGCAGGACAAUUAUCUCAUUUUGACGUAAAAGUUGUGGUUUGACGCCAGCUAGAAAUGUUUGCAUUUACAACCCUGUUUUAUUAGUUAAAAAAUUUCAUAUUUUUUUAGGAUGGUUUAGAAAUACGUCAGACCUUGCUUUUUUGCUCCUUACAAUGGAAAAUGCCCUUUCCCCAAGUUGUAUUUGGUCAGUUUGGAUUUGAUCAAAUUUGGAUUUUGACAGCCUGCCUAUGUUUGUCUGAAAUUCGGGUUCAUUUUAUUUAAUACUGAUUGUUGGAGGGAAACCUAUGGAGGCAAAGUAUUGCAAAUAUACAGAGGCCUUGGACUGAGUAAUUGUCUGUUUAUGAAUGUGUAGGGGGACAACUAAGAAGAUAGUGAUAUUUUUGGUUUAAUUCUUUGAAAUAAGGCAAAUUUUAGCAGAAACAGAGCAGCAUUAUGAUCUUCAUAUGUGCAAAGAAUUUCUACUCUGCUUACAGAUUGAGUCAGGGCUGAAUCUAAAGAGUGGCUCUUCCUUUUGGCCUCAAUAUAAUUAGUUAUAAUUUGAGAGUGGACAUAUGGAUCCAUUCUAUCAGUCUCUAUCUCCAUUUUCCUUUUUUGCACUUCAUGUGGCAAUUCUUGGAUUAGAUAGGGAGGUAGGAAAUAUCCCUGUUUACCUGAAACAUUCCAAAAGCUGAACUGAAAUAAUUUCCACUUUGCUGGUUAUUUUUCUCAACUGAAGUUUCUGAGUUUCACCUGGAGUCUUUUGCCAGCUGCUAAUCAAGUUUUCAGUCUUUUGCUUGGCUAAUAAUUUUCACUUCUCUUCAUCCUCUCAAAAGUGGGGAGAUGUAGAAUUAGGGCCGUGAUCCUGUUCACAAAUAAAGGUAUAAUGGAGUAAUUUGUAAUUACUCCAGUAAUUUGUGCUGAUGGAAUGCCAGAUCCUUGGUGCUGCAAAGGGCUUUAUCUUAAGCUGACAGCACGUUGGGGUCCUGCCCAAAAUGUUUUCCAGUAUUGUGUCACUGAGCUAAAAAAAAAAAAAAAAAAAAAAUUUAAAACUUAUUUAUCCAAGCAAAGGGGUGGCAGUGGGGUAAGUUAACUUGAAGUGCCAGAUUUGAUCUGGUUUUGUGAUCACAUCUGCAAAUGGACCGAGGAGUCCUCCCUCCUUCCUGGGCUCUCCUGCUCAGACCUGCAGCCAGGGCUGGCUCCUUAGUGUAAAUACAAAUGGAAAUGCUUCGAGGCCAAGUCACACAAAAAACCCUUCUCCCACAGGUCUUGCUGUAUCAAAUACAGCUUAUUUAGGGUUGUUUCCCACGUGGAAUUUCUGGUGACAUCACCAGCACUCUCCAGGCCAGGGAAGGGCUGCCACAAACCCACCACCACCACCCAAAGCUGCUAUAUCCUGAGCUCCUUGGUACAAAAUCCUAAAGAAAUACCACUUAAAAAUACCUUUUAAGCAAAGGAAAGCGCCCAAGGUUUUCUUUUCCCUUUGCCUUUCAGAUUGUUUCUUAAAAAUGCAAAGUUUUUCAGUGUUACCACAUAACUUGUGUCUUAACUUUUAAGAAAAAAUGUGUCUUAACUUUCAUAUACUUCUCAUAAGACUUCAGAGUAUGCUAAGAAAGUAGCAUUUAUCUCAAAUUCAAGAGCAUCUACAGUAAAUACUAAGUCAUCAAAACCUAAAGGAUUCUAUUUCUGCAAAUAUUUUAGAUUUAUGGAUGUUGAGGCUAGAUGUGUGGCAAUUCUCUGCUCCUUGGUAUGAAAAUAUAUUCGUGGAUAUGACCAAAAAAUACUCAGAGGAAUGCAAAUAAAAAUCUGUUUGACACAGAAAUUGGAGCAAAAGGAGCGCUGCCUUUCUCAUGCUUUGUGUGUGGGUGCAGUGGCAGGAAAAGGACUUGAAUUGAAUUUAUCCAUAUAGACAUCUAGUAUUACUGUGGCAAUUUAUUAAAGGGCUAAAUCAACAUUUUUAAUGAAACUUGGCAAUGUGCUUUGGAUAAUAUUAAGCUUAGUGAAAGUAGCCAUGAUAGCAGCAAGGAACUGAACUAGGAUUUGUGGAACAAGGUCACUAAAUUAACUGUUUAAUUAUUUGCUGAAAUAAAGAUGUACCUUAGGAUAAAGUAGAAAUUUACGAUAAUUAGUGGGUUAGCCAACUGCCAAGAAUGAGGCUUAUCCAACUCUCUAGCAGCUUGUUCUUAAAUCAGAGAUAUCCAGUGGAAGGAAAUGCUUCUUUGGGCAGACAGAUGUUACUUUUAGUUAACAACAGCUGACCUAUUACUCUCAAUUUGCACAUUUUAAAAAUAUGUAAAGACAAAAAGUAGAUCUUACUUUUCAAAACACAAUUGAGCCAGGAAGUAAAAUAAAAUAAUUUUGAUUCCAGUACACCACGUUGGUCUUGGUGCAGCUUUAACUGUAACUUAAUCUCUGGCAAUUUCAUAAGGUGCAAGGCAGAGAUAAUAUAUAAGUCAAGUUAAGAUGCAAAUUCUGCUUUUCACAAUUUGCAUUUUGUAAUUGGUGGA
This is a messenger RNA of Taeniopygia guttata (zebra finch), 3987 nucleotides long. It is a transcript of the gene XRCC4, whose product is annotated as X-ray repair cross complementing 4. The record is from RefSeq and is a predicted model, not a curated record. NCBI's taxonomy places the organism in Eukaryota, Metazoa, Chordata, Aves, Passeriformes, Estrildidae. Gene Ontology annotation, molecular function: DNA binding. Gene Ontology annotation, biological process: positive regulation of ligase activity; double-strand break repair via nonhomologous end joining; response to X-ray. Gene Ontology annotation, cellular component: nucleus; DNA ligase IV complex; DNA-dependent protein kinase-DNA ligase 4 complex.